Molecule: messenger RNA, 378 nt
Organism: Didymodactylos carnosus
Lineage: Eukaryota; Metazoa; Rotifera; Eurotatoria; Philodinida; Philodinidae
Source: the annotation of a GenBank genome assembly
AUGGUUACCAAAGUACAUUUUGAACAAGUUGAAGAAAAAUAUCCGCAGAAAUUGAACAAGAUGAUAACUCAAAAACCGUUAUCUGGUGUUACUCAAUCAGUAACUACGCUGAAUUCACAUCCCACUGUCGUUUCUCCCCAUAAUAAUGUUAUAAAUAGUGAAGAAACAGUUCAACUACAAACAGUAAUUGCAAGAACUCCAUCACCAUCCAAUUCAUCAUCUUCUCUUCUGAAGGCUAUGGAUAAAACUAACAAUACUGAUUUAUCAAAAAUUAUCAAUCCAGAUCGAAAUUCAGUUGAAGAACAAGAAUAUGCCAAUACCAUUCGACAAUAUGCAAAAAAGAUUUAUCAUCAGUUUUAUUUACAAAAACAGAAAUAA